AUGGCCUGCUCACAGCUACACCAGAGCCAAUCAGAGGGAUACCGGACAGCACACACACGGUUUGGGACGUUGAGAACCAUGGAGCAGUACACCACUGCCACCACCACUACUGGGGAGCAGAUCGUUGUGCAGACAGCUAAUGGCCAGAUCCAGUCUCAGACACAGGGCACAGUUACAGCUGUGCAGCUGCAGACAGAGGCACCUGUAGUGACGGCCUCCGGCCAGCAGGUGCAGACACUCCAGGUAGUUCAGGGGCAGCCUUUAAUGGUCCAGGUGAGUGGAGGUCAGCUCAUCACAUCCUCUGGUCAGCCCAUCAUGGUCCAGGCCAUGUCGGGGGGACAGGGACAGACCAUAAUGCAGGUGCCUGUGUCUGGAGCUCAGGGAUUACAACAGAUUCAGCUCGUACAGCCGGGGCAGAUCCAGUUACAGGGUGGACAGACGCUGCAGCUCCAAGGUCAGCAGGGUCAGCCUCAGCAGAUCAUCAUUCAGCAGCCCCAGGCCGCCAUCACUGCAGGGCAGAACCAGGGGCAGCAGAUCAGUGUACAAGGGCAGCAGGUGGCUCAGACUGCAGAUGGACAAACCAUUGUGUACCAGCCCGUCAACACAGAUGGCACUGUACUUCCACAAGGAAUGAUUACGAUUCCUGCAGCCAGUUUGGCAGGUGCCCAGAUUGUUCAAGCAGGUGGUGCAAACACCAACACCACUAACAGCGGCCAAGGCACUGUGACCGUCACCCUGCCAGUCUCCGGCAACAUGGUGAAUGCAGGUGGAAUGGUCAUGAUGGUGCCUGGUGGCGGUGGUGUUCCCACUAUGCAGAGGAUUCCUCUUCCCGGGGCAGAGAUGCUUGAGGAGGAGCCGUUGUACGUCAACGCAAAGCAGUAUCACCGCAUCUUGAAGCGCAGACAGGCCCGAGCAAAGCUGGAGGCAGAGGGGAAAAUACCUAAAGAGAGAAGGAAAUAUCUGCAUGAAUCACGACACCGUCAUGCUAUGCAACGCAAGCGAGGGGAUGGUGGGCGUUUCUUUUCACCUAAAGAAAAAGAAGAAAUGGGGCUUUCACAGGACAUGGGUCCGGGAGAUGAAACUCUGAGACAAGUGCACUGUACUCUCACAGGAGAAGAACCGAACAGGACCUACUUUCCUCCUGUGUUACCUCCGCUGGGUGUUAAUCUCCUAGUGCGACACGACCGCAGCUUCAUUCGCCCGCAGAGCCCCGUAAAGCCCCGUAAAGCGCAUGCCAUGACAGACUCGGAGCUGGACGGGAGGACGGAGGUCAAACAAGGCACCAAAUAUGUCAAAGAGACGGAGAACGUGGCGGAGAAAUAUUCCGCUUUGACCGUGAGCAAGAACAGCAGUGAUGUGAAUAUGAACGUGGGAGAAGUGUCCUCCGCAGCCUUCUCCGCAGUGCCCUCCAUGAAGUCUGUUAAGAAGAUACAGUUUGUGAACGCGGAGGACAAACAGGAAUUCAGCAAGUUUCCAACCAAAGCUGGACGCCGUUCUCUGUCUCGGUCGAUCUCACAAUCCUCAACAGACAGCUAUAGCUCAGCUGCGUCUUACACAGACAGCUCUGAUGAUGAAACGACCCCCAGGGAAAAAUCUCAGACCAACAGCCGCGGCAGCAGUGACUUCUGUGUCAAAAACAUCAAGCAGGCGGAAUUUGGACGCCGUGAAAUUGAAAUAGCUGAGCAAGACAUGUCUGCCCUCAUCUCCCUGCGGAAGAGAGCCCAGGGGGAGAAACCUUUGGCAGGGGCCAAGAUUGUGGGCUGUACCCACAUCACUGCUCAGACUGCAGUGCUGAUCGAGACUCUGGUGGCUCUCGGAGCUCAGUGUCGCUGGACGGCCUGUAACAUCUACUCCACACAGAACGAGGUAGCUGCUGCUUUGGCUGAGACAGGAGUACCUGUGUUUGCCUGGAAGGGAGAGUCAGAGGACGACUUCUGGUGGUGCAUUGAUCGCUGUGUCACCAGUGACGGUUGGCAGGCUAAUAUGAUUUUGGACGACGGUGGAGACCUUACACACUGGGUUUACAAGAAGUAUCCCAGUACAUUCAAGAAGGUCAGAGGUAUCGUCGAGGAGAGUGUGACCGGAGUGCACAGAUUGUACCAACUAUCUAAAGCUGGAAAGCUGUGUGUUCCUGCUAUGAAUGUGAACGACUCUGUGACUAAACAGAAGUUUGACAAUCUCUACUGCUGCCGUGAAUCCAUCCUUGAUGGCCUAAAGAGGACCACCGACAUUAUGUUUGGGGGCAAACAGGUGGUGGUGUGUGGUUAUGGAGAGGUUGGAAAAGGCUGCUGCACAGCGCUGAAAGCUCUCGGGGCCAUUGUGUGCAUCACAGAGAUUGACCCGAUCUGUGCCCUGCAGGCUUGCAUGGACGGCUUUCGGGUGGUGAAGCUGAGUGAGGUAAUCCGACAGAUGGACGUGGUGAUCACCUGCACUGGUAACAAAAAUGUUGUCAGCAGAGAGCAACUGGACAGAAUGAAGAAUGGCUGCAUUGUCUGUAACAUGGGGCACUCAAACACUGAAAUAGAUGUGGCUAGUUUGCGCAGUCCGGAGCUUACCUGGGAGAGGGUCCGCUCUCAGGUGGACCACAUUAUCUGGCCCGACGGGAAGAGGGUGGUGAUGUUGGCAGAGGGUCGCCUCCUAAAUCUGAGCUGUUCAACAGUGCCUACCUUUGUUCUGUCCAUCACCGCAACCACUCAGGCUCUGGCUCUGAUCGAGCUCUUCAAUGCCCCAGAGGGACGCUACAAGCAGGACGUCUAUCUGCUGCCCAAAAAAAUGGAUGAGUAUGUGGCCAGUCUGCAUCUACCAAACUUUGACGCCCACCUCACAGAGCUGACCGACGAACAGGCCAAGUACAUGGGCCUCAAUAAGAAUGGUCCCUUCAAACCAAACUACUACAGAUAUUAG
Molecule: messenger RNA, 2904 nt
Organism: Knipowitschia caucasica
Lineage: Eukaryota; Metazoa; Chordata; Actinopteri; Gobiiformes; Gobiidae
Source: the annotation of a GenBank genome assembly